UUUUUCUUCCUGAAUUUAACCUGCUUUUCAUCCCUACACUUGGACAUUGCUUUUUGUCACACUUUUGGAUGAUUAAUGAAACAUCAAAUUUUUACAUUCAAUGAACCGAUGAGUAAAUAAUGCCAUUGGCUAAUUACGCAAAAAUUGGAAUUGGCUGGGCUGUUGUUACUGUUUGUGGAAUAUUUUCGUUUUAUCUGGCCAAAACUAGCGUAGAUAAAAGGCGAUAUGAUAAUAUGAAAAUAAGAGAGCACAUUAGACAAUCAAACAGUGGAGAGUACGAGCGUAGUUACCGAAAAUUCUCUACCUCAUCUUAGUAUUUAUCUUCAAAUAGUUCA
Molecule: messenger RNA, 335 nt
Organism: Leptinotarsa decemlineata (Colorado potato beetle)
Lineage: Eukaryota; Metazoa; Arthropoda; Insecta; Coleoptera; Chrysomelidae
Source: RefSeq, a predicted model, not a curated record